CUCUGUGGCCUAGGCUUGUGAACGAGGCUCGUCACGCAUUCUUACCGGCCUGAAAAUAGGGCGAAGGAGGGAAGGACUGACAGAGUCGCUAGCUAAAAGCAUCUGGUAAUUGGAAGGCUGCAAAUUGAUUGACAUGACUGAAAAGGUGGAAGCUGUUGUUGCUAAAGUCAGUGACCUACAGGAUGGGCAGAUGAAGACGGUUGAGUUAGCUGAAGGCAAGAAGGCACUGCUUGUCAAGGAGAAUGGGACUUUCUAUGCCGUUGGGCAUAAGUGCACCCAUUAUGGAGCACCAUUAGCGUCUGGUGCCUUGUGUAGAGGCAGAGUCAGAUGUCCAUGGCAUGGAGCAUGCUUCAAUGUCAAGACUGGAGAUAUAGAAGACUUUCCAGGACUUGAUAGUAUCCCCACAUUUGAAGUCACCGUCUCUGGAGAAGAUGUUAUAGUCAGAGCAGAUGCAGAGCAAUUUCAGUCCCAUAAACGUGUAAAAGCUGUUGCCUGUCAACCCAAUUCAAGUGCAGACAAGCGCACCUUUGUGAUUAUUGGAGGAGGAGGGGCAGGUAUGAAGGCAGCAGAGACUUUAAGAGAGGAGGGAUUCCAGGGUCGUGUACUUCUUGUAGCAAAGGAACCCCAUUUACCAUAUGACAGGCCCAUUCUUAGUAAGAAACUUGGUGCAGCUGCCGAUGAUUUGAAGCUCCGCUCAGCUGACUUUUUUGCAGAGAAAGGGAUUGAGUUUCUGGCAGGCCAAUCAGCAGUUGCACUUGACAAUACCAAGAAGACUGUCACCCUCAGCAACGGCAACAUGCUCAACUAUGAUAGUGUACUAAUAGCUACAGGGGGAAGGCCAAGGUCAUUGAAGGCUCCUGGAGUUGAUUUGGAAAACAUUCUAAUUCUACGCACCCCUGCCGAUGCAAACAGAAUAGCUGAAAUGGCACCAGGAAAAAGAGCUGUUGUUGUUGGCUCAUCUUUCAUUGGUAUGGAGAUAAGUGCAUACCUUCUUGAAAAGGCCUCAUCCGUGACAGUUGUGGGACGAAGUAAAAUACCUUUUGCUAACAUUCUUGGUGAGAAGAUAGGUGGCCUGUUAAAAAAGCUUCAAGAGGAUAAAGGCGCGAAAUUUGUGUCAGGUGCAACAGCAAAGGAGUUCAAAGGAGAAAAUGGCAAGCUUACCGCUGUGGUGUUGACUGACGGUUCGGUGCUGGAAGCAGACAUGUGUGUCCUAGGAGUAGGUGUGGAGGCAUCAACAGAUUUCCUGAAGGGUAGUUCAGUUCCUACUACUGAUUCAGGAAAUGUCAUUGUGGAUGAGUACAUGAAGGCAUGUGAUGGCGUGUUCGCAGCCGGGGAUAUAGCAAACUUCCCUCUUAAAAUGCUCGGCGGAGAACGUGUUACCAUCGGGCACUGGCAGAUUUCACACAAACAUGGCAUGACGGCUGCGCGUAACAUGCUGGGCAAGCAGGAGCGGCUUCACACUGUUCCUUUCUUCUGGACCAUGAUGUGCGGUAAAAGCGUCCGAUACGCUGGUCAUGCGCACCAUUUCGAUGACGUCAUUAUUGACGGAAAUCUGGAGGAGUUUAAAUUUGUGGCAUAUUUUGUAAAGGGAGAAAAAGUUCAAGCGGUUGCCACCAUGGGUCGGGAUCCUGUCGCUGCCAAAGCUGCCAACAUGCUGUAUGAGAAUAUCAUGCCAACAGCCUCGCAUAUCAGAAACAACCCUGCGGACUGGUACUCGAUAUAAUUUUCCCAUCGAAGACUGUUCAAGAGGGCAUAAGAUGUUCGAGAAAAGAACUUUUGAAAAGAUGAGCUAUUAAUGGUAUCGAUAUUGACGAAUGAAUAGGUUAUACAAGUUUUUUGCAUGCAAUCAUCGUCUAGCGCACGCAGUUAGCCUAUUGCACUCCUGUGUUCACGUCAAACCAGUGCUUGGUGGAUAAUGUAAACUGGUGCUUAUGUAUAUGUGAAUGUCACCCGUCAACCAUCGACACGGUUUGUCCUUUGUGAAUUCAGUAGUUGCUAUAGUACGCGUAGUCAGCACGGUUAUGCGUAACACAUACCUUUACCAUGCCCGUACCCAGGAUUUUUCUGGGGGGGGGUGCGAAAUCCGAAAAAAUGGACCUAAUUUUUCCCGGGAGGGUGGAGGAGGGAGUUCUCUGAUAAAAAUAUGACUUUUUUAUGCCUUUAAAGUAUCUCAAAGGGACGUUUAUUGUCGGAUUUGACUACAUGGAUUGGUGACAUACCACAGUGACUUACCGGAAAACUGGACCUAAUUUUUCCCGGGAGGGUGGAGGGAGUUUUCUGAUAAAAAUAUGACCACCCCUGACAGAAGUAAAAGGGAUUUUUUUAUGCCUUUACAGUAUCUCCAAGGGACGUUUAUUGUCGGAUUUGACUACAUGGAUUGGUGACAUACCAGAGUGACUUACCUUAGGCUUAAGAGUUUUGUCUACAAAUAGCACGUCUAUUGAGAACCGGAAGUGGACUUUCGACCGUUGUGCGAACGCACCCCCCUGCACCCUCCCCCCCCUGGGUACUGGCCUGUUUACCCAAGAUGCUAAAAAGACUUCCCAUUCUUAGAUAAAAUAAAAAUAAAAUAAAGUCAUAAGUCCAGAAAAA
Nematostella vectensis (starlet sea anemone) is the source of this 2592-nucleotide messenger RNA. RefSeq names its product apoptosis-inducing factor 3. Bases 134 to 1723 code for a protein of 529 amino acids. Gene Ontology annotation, molecular function: flavin adenine dinucleotide binding; oxidoreductase activity, acting on NAD(P)H; 2 iron, 2 sulfur cluster binding. Gene Ontology annotation, cellular component: cytoplasm. The transcript has 20 exons. The record is from RefSeq and is a predicted model, not a curated record. NCBI's taxonomy places the organism in Eukaryota, Metazoa, Cnidaria, Anthozoa, Actiniaria, Edwardsiidae.